GCACAUAAACCUGUGAAUUCAUGCUAUAAAAAUCCUAUGGAUAUAAUGCUACCCACAAGUGCUCAACAGAGUCAAGAAUAGAGAAACUCUCCUCCAAUUACAAGGAAAGGAGAUCGAAGCAAUGGGGAGUGAAUCCGAAAGUGCCCAAAGCAGUGCAAGAUUAAGGAUUAUGGAGCUAGCCAACAUGAUUAGCGUACCCAUGUCCUUGUGUGCCGUCAUUCGACUGAAUGUCGCCGAUGCCAUUUGGCAAGGUGGAUCCAACGCGCCGCUCUCCGCCACCGAAAUACUCUCCACCGUCCUCCCUUCCGGCGGCGGCGACGCCCUGAACCUCCAGCGCAUCCUCCGCAUGCUCACCAGCUACGGCGUCUUCCACGAGCAUAUAAAUGCUGAUGCCUCAGAGAGAAGGUAUUCGCUGGGUGAGGUGGGCAAAACCCUAGUGACUGACAAGGAUGGGUUAUCAUACGGAGCGUAUGUGCUGCAGCACCACCAGGAUGCGCUGAUGAAGGCGUGGCCGCUGGUGCACGAGGCGGUGGUGGAUUCCUCGUCGGAGCCGUUUGUGAAAGUCCACGGCGAGGAGCCGUACAAUUACUACGGGAAGAGGCCGGAAAUGGUCAGCCUAAUGCAGAAGGCCAUGUCCGGAGUUUCUGUUCCGUUCAUGAAGGCGUUCCUUGACGGCUACCAUGGGUUCCAAGGUGUAACGCGAUUGGUGGAUGUGGGAGGGAGCACCGGAGAUUGCCUGAGGAUGAUCUUGGAGAAGCAUCCUAGUAUUACACAAGGAAUUAACUUCGAUUUGCCCGAGGUUGUUCAGAAUGCUCCCAACAUUCCUGGUAUAACCCACGUUGGUGGUGACAUGUUCAAAUCCAUACCUAAUGGUGAUGCCAUUUUUAUGAAGUGGACGUUAACAGCAUGGUCGGAUGAAGAGGUGAAGGCGGUGAUGAACAGCUGCUAUGGUGCACUUCCAAAGGGAGGAAAGUUGAUUGUUUCCGAGCCAGUUUUGCCCAUCGAAACUGACGACUCUCAAAGAACACGACUCCUCCUUGGAUCAGACAUCUAUAUCAUGACAAUGUAUAGGGCCAAGAGAAAACACUGGACCGAGGAAGAGUACCGGCAGCUCGGUCUGUCGGUCGGGUUUCGCAGCUGCCGGGCGUUCUACAUAGAUUUCUUCUUUGCCGUCUUAGAAUUUCUCAAGUAACAGAGCUAAGAUAUUAUCUCUAUCUUCUAGUUUGUGGCUCUGAUCUAAUAAUGCGUUUGCUAAGAUAUUAUCUCUAUCUUGUAGUGUGUGGCUCUAAUAAUGCCUUUGCUAUCUCUGUCUUGUAGUUUGUGGCUCUAAUGCCUUUGCUAGCUCUAAUGACAAUAAAAGUGUGUUCAAAUAAUUGGCAGUGAUAAUAUGUUCUAAGUA
This is a messenger RNA of Ipomoea triloba (trilobed morning glory), 1399 nucleotides long. RefSeq names its product flavone 3'-O-methyltransferase 1-like. NCBI's taxonomy places the organism in Eukaryota, Viridiplantae, Streptophyta, Magnoliopsida, Solanales, Convolvulaceae. Gene Ontology annotation, molecular function: S-adenosylmethionine-dependent methyltransferase activity; O-methyltransferase activity. The record is from RefSeq and is a predicted model, not a curated record. The transcript has 4 exons. Bases 122 to 1192 code for a protein of 356 amino acids. Gene Ontology annotation, biological process: methylation.